AGAAAGAGGAGGAGGGGAAGGCAAAGGCGUAGAAGAAGAAUUCGGCUAUUUCGUGUCCGUUCACUGAUGCUUCAACAACAUCCAGUUACCAACAAAGCCAACUUUUAAGAAUAGCUAUAUUUACAUUAUUUUAAGGACCGAGGAGAAGGCGCCUUCAUGUAUUUGCUGCAGUGACAAUGAUGGCCGGUCGGUGCAGGCUGCUGCCCUGCGCGUGUCUGGGGCUGCUGGCUGUCCUCUGCUGGGUCUGGGUGUCCUUUGCCUCCUUUGCCGAUGACCAGUUUCACCUGGACUCCGUGGAUGCGGUGGACCGAGGAGCCUUUCAGCCCCAGAGUGCUCUGUCAGACAUGGAGUUUGCUUCCGUUGCUUCGUACAGAGGACCUGGAAACAGUGACCGCCGCAGUAACAAGGAGCUGCCCAUUCUCCUCUGGUGGAGCGGGGGGUUGUUCCCACACUUUCCCGGGGACACUGACCGCAUUGACUGUGCCACGUCCUCCUGCCUGGUCACAAGCAGUCGCAAGGUGCAACUGUACAAACGGACAACAUCCAUCAUCUUUUACGGGACAGACUUCCGGGCCUAUGAGGCGCCGCUCCCUCGUCUCCGCCACCAGACCUGGGCCCUGUUCCACGAAGAGUCCCCCAUGAACAACUACAUCCUCUCGCACGGACCGGGAAUCAGGCUGUUCAACUAUACCGCCACUUUCCGCCGGGAGUCGGACUAUCCCCUGACCCUGCAGUGGCUGCCCUCCCUGGAGUACCUGCUGGAGCCCGUGGCCGUGUCCCUGGAGGAGAAGAACCGACUGAGGACGGAGGGUCUGGCUCCUGUUCUCUACAUGCAGUCUCACUGUGAUGUGCCGUCAGAUAGGGACAGAUAUGUCCGGGAGCUCAUGAAGUACAUUCAGGUGGACUCUUACGGGAAAUGCUUGAACAACAAACCUCUGCCCGAGCACCUGGAGGACACGGCCACAGCCACCGGCGAGGAACCCAGGUUCAUGAAUUUCGUCGCCCGCUACAAGUUCCACCUGGCGCUGGAGAAUGGCCGGUGUCCAGACUACAUGACGGAGAAGCUGUGGCGGCCGCUCCAUCAGGGCUGCGUGCCCGUCUACCGGGGCUCCUCCGUGACGGCCGACUGGAUGCCCAACGACCACACGGUGAUCCUCGUGGACGACUUCCCCUCGCCGAAAGCUCUCGCCGACUUUCUCAAACGCCUGGACGAGAACGACGACGAGUACGUCAGGUAUCUGGAGUUCAAGAACCGCAGGCGAAUUACCAACACUCGUUUGCUGGAGGCGCUGGAGACCCGCGAGUGGGGGGUUAAUGACAUGAGCAAACCGAACUACUUAAAUGGGUUUGAAUGUUACGUGUGCGACCAGGAGAACGCGCGGUUGGCGGCAGAGCGAGCGCAUAGAAAGGCCCCUGAGAAGAACCGACCCCCUCGGCCUAAAAUGGCCAGCAACUCCCACAUGGGAUGCCCACUGCCCAGUCCCGGGUACGGAGACGUCCAAGACUUGCCUGCAGAUGACGGAUGGCUGCAAAUAUGGCCUCAGGAUUACUGGCAGAGCCUGGACCAAGCAGAGGGGCUGGAGUCUCUGAUAAGACACAACGAGUCAGACCCUUCGCUGCUGUGGAAGCACAUCCAAAACAUGGCUGUGAACAGAGGCAGAGGAAAACACUGACGCAGGCCUUGAAACGAACCGAGCGUGGACGACAUCCAGGAUUACAGGGGCGUCCCGUAUUAUGCAUCCUUUCUGUAUAAAUGAUGGACUGAAGUUGAUAUUACUCAUAUUUUUGCACCUGAGCCAAACCUCUUGUACCCCCUGUGAGUAAUUAACUUGUACUAGAACAGACUUUUUCUUUAUACCAAGUUCUAUAAUAAGAAAAUAAUGUUUUACAUGCUAAUAUUUCCAACCUAUUUUAUUACCAUGACUGAGGUGCCAUUAUUGCCUUUUCGCCACUUUGCAUUGUUACCAUUAAGUGCAGUUGUUCCAGAGAGGCACAUACUCACGGGAAGCUGCUUUUGCGUUGGACUGGGUCAGAGCCAAGGACUCGCCCUCUGUACCGAGGGAGCUCUGCCUAACUGCGUGUGAAGACAGUAGCCAGUGAGCAGCAUUAGCUUCUUCACAGUCGCCCAGCAAGUAGCUGACGGUCAUUAGCUAAAGUUACAUUCAUGUACGCAGCUAUGCAAGGGAAAGCAGGAGGGAGGCAAAUGUAAAGCCUCCCAGUGGGGAAUUACAGCUGUAUUUGCAAAGUAGUUCUCAGGAGAAGCUUUGAUUUUUAUCAGGUGGAUACUGCAGAGUACGCCCCUGACUGUUUUCUGUUACAUCUUUACGUGCAAUAAUUUUUAAUCACGCUUUUCUACCUAGCUUGAGACGAGCACACUACUUUUUGUACGACACGUUUACACCAUAUGAAUCAUUUUAUUUUGUUAACAAAGCAUCAAAAGUACACGUGAACACAGUAUUUGUAUCAAGAGGAGCAAACAUUUUGUAACAAAGUCAUUUCGCUAAAUUAUAUCACUGUACCCCA
Messenger RNA from Mugil cephalus (flathead mullet), 2523 nucleotides. It is a transcript of the gene pofut4, whose product is annotated as fucosyltransferase 11 (alpha (1,3) fucosyltransferase). Gene Ontology annotation, cellular component: Golgi membrane. The coding region runs from base 177 to 1673 and encodes 498 amino acids. Gene Ontology annotation, molecular function: alpha-(1->3)-fucosyltransferase activity. The record is from RefSeq and is a predicted model, not a curated record. The transcript has 5 exons. Lineage: Eukaryota; Metazoa; Chordata; Actinopteri; Mugiliformes; Mugilidae.